ACAUAGAAUAUAACAAAUCAAGGCCUAUUUCAAGUCACCAAUAAACAAACCAUGGCAAAGCUCCACCACCUCUUCUAUGCAACUCUCCUCUACAACCUCCUCAAAACCACACCAGCACUAACCCAAAAUCCUUCAGAUCCCAAUCAGAGCCCCUUCUGCCACCCCUUCUACUCAUUCAUCUUCAAAAGCUGCGCCUUCACUGGUAUUAGCCGGCCACCCUUUGUGGUCCUCCCACCACCCUCUGCUCCUUACCAAUCUUCUGUGAAUCCACCAACAGAUUCUUCUCCGGCUACCAUUGUCUAUGUCUACCCUUUUCUCCCAUCUCCACUCCCUAUUGUUGUCUCCACCACGCCCCCUCCACCAUUAUUACCAGGCCUCCCUACUGUAAUACCAUCAUCACCUAACGAUCCUUAUUCUCUCUUGCCACCACCGCCACCACCAUCACUGACUUAUGUCUUCCCUUACUUACCACCACCGCCGCCACCACCGGUAGCAACGUUUCCUUAUGUGUAUCCAACUAUUGGCCCACCACAGGCCGGAGUGCAACCUACAAUUCCUAUUACGUAUCCAGGUACGCCAGCACCACCACAGCAAGUGACACUACCGCCUUUUUUACCGGUGGUUUAUCCUCCACCACCACCACAGCCAACGACUCUCCCUUCUCCUUUCCCUUACUAUCCUUACGUUACAGCCCCACCACCACCACUUUUCCCAGGUGGAUAUCCCUAUGUCUAUCCACCACCUCCGGCUCUACCAGUGUUUACACCUGGGCUUCCUCAGCAACCACCGAUUUUUCCUCUACAGCCACCAGUUAUUCCUCAACAACCACCUGUGUUUCCACUACAGCCACCGGUUACUUACCAACAGCCACCAGUCGUUUAUCAACAACCUCCCGUGAUCCCACAACAGCCGCCGGUAAUACCACAGCAACCACCGGUGGUGUUCCCCCAGAACCCACCUUACAUCACACAGCAGCCACCAGUCAUUCCACAGCAACCACCAGUCGUGUACCCGCAAAAUCCACCUUACAUCACACAGCAGCCGCCUAUCAUUCCACAAACACUUCCGCCUCCGGUGGUGUUUCCACAAAACCCACCUUACAUCACACAACAACCACCAGUAAUUCCACAGAUGCUUUCCCCACCGGCUGCAGUUACUUAUGUAUGGCCACUACUAGCAGCACCACCCCCACCAGUCACCUUUCCUUGAUGCAGUUUAAUAUGGUCACGGUCACAGAUGCUUAAAAGAGAGCAUGAGGCAUAAACUAGCCAUCAGAUUGGUCCAAAGUGAGAUGUGGUAGCUGAAGUGCUUCUCUCUCCGGCACAGCUGGCAGUAAGAGGAAGACCAGGGCCAAGAAAAGACAGACAGCUACACCCUUAUUAAUUGCACGGGGGUCUGAACCAGCCAAAGACUGCAAACUGCUUGCAUGCAGCACGGUGAGUCAAUGGACUGGAUGAUAUUUAUUUCAAUAUUAAAGAGGGAAACUUCACAUCCACUCCUUAGGAUUUCAUUUUUAAGCCAUUUUACAGUCUUGAGAUAUGUGUCCAUUAAAUAGUCAUAAACUGCAUUCAAGAAAAAUUUUGUACUUGUGUACAUACUUUUUUAUCUGAAUCAAUAAUCGACAUAUCUCAUGACCCAUUUGAUGC
This is a messenger RNA of Vitis riparia (riverbank grape), 1646 nucleotides long. RefSeq names its product extensin-1-like. NCBI's taxonomy places the organism in Eukaryota, Viridiplantae, Streptophyta, Magnoliopsida, Vitales, Vitaceae. The coding region runs from base 52 to 1209 and encodes 385 amino acids. The record is from RefSeq and is a predicted model, not a curated record. The transcript is spliced from 2 exons.